Arabidopsis lyrata subsp. lyrata is the source of this 671-nucleotide messenger RNA. RefSeq names its product type 1 phosphatases regulator YPI2. The transcript is spliced from 2 exons. Gene Ontology annotation, molecular function: protein serine/threonine phosphatase inhibitor activity; protein phosphatase 1 binding. Gene Ontology annotation, cellular component: nucleus. The record is from RefSeq and is a predicted model, not a curated record. Lineage: Eukaryota; Viridiplantae; Streptophyta; Magnoliopsida; Brassicales; Brassicaceae. The coding region runs from base 134 to 460 and encodes 108 amino acids.
UUUUUUUUUCUUCUUCUUCUUCUUGGAGCGCGAGUAAUUUUCUCCAUCGGCGGAAAAAAAACACUUCUCCAUCACCAAGCCAAGCGUCUCUUCCUCCUCGGAUUCACAGAUAAUCAAAAGCUUAUCUUGAGCUAUGAGCACAGCGACAAGGCCUUCUUCUUCUGCAACAACCUCUGUUAUAUUAGAAAACCCUGUUUCUCAAUCCCAGCCUACUGAAAGAUUAGUCCUUCGCUUGAACCGUAAGAAGAAGAAAGUUUCAUGGAAAGACGGGACUGUUGACAACGAGUUCAUGCAGAAGAAGAGUUCCAAGAAGUGUUGCAUCUUUCACAAACAGAAGCCCUUUGAUGAGGAUGACAGUGAAGAAGAAGAUGACAACCAUCACCAUCAUCAUGAUCAUCACCAUGACCACUCCGAAUCUGGUGAGGCAUCUUCGUCUAAUGAUUCUAAAGCCGUUGACUAAUCAAUCAGGUUUUGUCUCAUCACUAUAUAUUGAAGCUUUUAAUAGAUCAUGGAAGUGUCUUAGGCUUUCGUCUCUUCCCCUAUCUAACACUGGUAUAUGUACAUGUAAUUUGCAGAUUCAUUGCAAUGUUUAACUCCUUGAUACUCUAUUGAAAAUUAUGUGAAUCAUUUAAGCUUGCUUAUUAGUUAAAGAGUUACAAAGUUGUUAUUUU